CCCCCCCAGGAACGUCUCAGUGUCUAUAAAUGGAUCUGCUGUAAUAAUGUCUGGAGAUUCAGUGAGUCUGAUGUGCAUCAGUGACUCAAACCCUCCUGCUCUGAACUUCAGCUGGUUUAAGGAGAAUCAAAGCUCAGCUGUUGGAUCUGGACAGAGUUUCAGUGCAGUACAGAGUGGACGCUUCUACUGUGAGGCUCACAAUCCACAUGGAGCUCAGAGAUCAGCCGCCGUCACUGUCACUGUUAAAGGACAUUCGCUAAUAUUAUACGCAUCUAUUGGAGUGGGUUGUGGAGCUGCAGUUGUCAUUAUGAUGUUGCUGAUUUGCAUGAGCAGGAUGAAGAAGAGACAUAAUACAGAGCAGUCUCAGAUGAAUGAGUCCAGACCUCAUCAUGACACAAGCAAUUAUUACUGCGAUAAUUCGACUGACUCUGAGUAUGCAAAUAUAAGUAUGAAGACUUUUAAACCUCAUCAUGACACAUGUACAGACUCUGAUGAUGAUUUCACUGACCCUGUGUAUGGAAACAUAAUGAUCUCUGAAUAUUCUUCUUAUUAGCAGGAGUGUCGUUUACUUGUUGAAUGAAGCAGCAGAUGUAAAACAGCAGAGAGUCAGGCUUUUCCCCAGACAACAUGUGGUUUAACUGUUUAAGUCUGUCGUGUCUUUGUAAAUACAUUAACAUUAGUGUGUGAAACUGCUAGCUGCAUGUGGAGUGUCAGAUUUAUCCGGUUUUACCACUUUACCACGUUUUUAUUAGUCAGGAGAGAGGUAAGAUAACUGUGUUUAAUCACAUAUUUCUUUUGUUAUUUGAAUUCUUUCAGAUACAUCUUGUUUAGUCAUUUUAGCAUCUCUAU
This is a messenger RNA of Danio rerio (zebrafish), 849 nucleotides long. Lineage: Eukaryota; Metazoa; Chordata; Actinopteri; Cypriniformes; Danionidae. The record is from RefSeq and is a predicted model, not a curated record.